AUGAGCUUUGAGGGCGCCAGCCGGCCGCCCCGCGGGGUGGUGGAGAACCGGGACGCCGAGCCCCCGCCGCCGCCCCCGAACCCGCAUUCCCUGGCACCGCUGCCCGCGUCCCCUGAUCGCGCCCCACGGACCCCGAGCGCCGAAGAUGCACCCUCGCCGCUGCCGCCACCCGCCGGCCAGGAAGGCUCGGCGGCGGCUGCAGAGUCCGGGGAAGCUCCGGGGCGCCCUGGCGAGGCGGCUGCAGGCGAUGUGGAGCCCCAGGCCGGCGCGGCCGAGCAGCCGGAGACGCGCUCGGUUUGCAGCAGCCGCAGCGGUAGCAGCAGCAGCAGCGGCGGCGGCGGAGGUGGAGUAGCUAGUGGCGGCGGCGGAGGCGACCAGCGAGCAGGGCACCAGCAUCACCACCAGCCCAUCUGCAAGAUUUGCUUCCAGGGCGCCGAGCAGGGGGAGCUGUUGAAUCCUUGCCGGUGUGAUGGGUCAGUUCGUUAUACACAUCAGCUGUGCCUACUAAAGUGGAUCAGCGAGAGGGGUUCUUGGACUUGUGAACUGUGCUGUUACAGAUACCAUGUCAUAGCCAUUAAAAUGAAACAACCUUGCCAGUGGCAAAGCAUAUCUAUAACCCUGGUUGAGAAAGUUCAGAUGGUGGCUGUAAUCCUAGGAUCCCUGUUCUUAAUAGCCAGUGUGACCUGGCUUCUCUGGUCAGCCUUCAGCCCCUAUGCAGUGUGGCAGAGGAAGGACAUCCUUUUCCAAAUCUGCUAUGGAAUGUAUGGUUUUAUGGAUCUAGUGUGCAUAGGUCUCAUUGUCCACGAAGGAGCUGCAGUUUACAGAGUGUUUAAGCGUUGGCGAGCUGUUAACUUACACUGGGAUGUUCAAAACUAUGACAAAGCCACAGAUAUUGAAGAGAGCAGCCGGGGAGAAUCUUCCACCAGUCGGACUUUAUGGUUGCCAUUGACAGCUCUGCGGAAUAGGAACUUGGUGCACCCAACACAAUUAAGCUCCCCAAGGUUCCAGUGUGGUUAUGUGCUGUUGCAUCUGUUCAAUCGGAUGAGGACCCAUGAAGACUUGUCGGAAGACAACAGCUCUGGGGAAGUGGUUAUGCGAGUGACUUCAGUGUAAGGAUUUACCUUGCACAUGUUGGAUUGUAAUUGCAAUGAAUGGUGACACGGUUAGCACUUCGGGAAAAAAUACAACACAUACAUAUACAUCUAUGAACUUUUUAAAAUUUAUGCUUUUUAUAUGAACACUUGAAUUGCAAAUACAUUUUUCUGAAGAAAA
This is a messenger RNA of Suncus etruscus (white-toothed pygmy shrew), 1272 nucleotides long. RefSeq names its product membrane associated ring-CH-type finger 11 (gene MARCHF11). The record is from RefSeq and is a predicted model, not a curated record. The coding region runs from base 1 to 1113 and encodes 370 amino acids. Gene Ontology annotation, biological process: protein ubiquitination. NCBI's taxonomy places the organism in Eukaryota, Metazoa, Chordata, Mammalia, Eulipotyphla, Soricidae. The transcript has 4 exons. Gene Ontology annotation, molecular function: ubiquitin-protein transferase activity; zinc ion binding.